Messenger RNA from Archocentrus centrarchus (flier cichlid), 1552 nucleotides. It is a transcript of the gene nrbf2b, whose product is annotated as nuclear receptor binding factor 2b. NCBI's taxonomy places the organism in Eukaryota, Metazoa, Chordata, Actinopteri, Cichliformes, Cichlidae. The transcript is spliced from 4 exons. Gene Ontology annotation, biological process: autophagy. The record is from RefSeq and is a predicted model, not a curated record. The coding region runs from base 96 to 1010 and encodes 304 amino acids.
GACGCUGCUUUGGCUGUGCAGUGGAGGAGAUUGUUGUGUUUCCUUCAGUAAUUUUCUUGUCAUUAUUAUUUUGAAGAUUUUUAAUCCUAGUGCGAAUGACAGUCUGUGAAGGACAGAGGCACGUUUCAUGUAGUGUAAACCGUCGAAGAAUCAUCUCCAUGGAGGUCGUGGACAGCCCGCUCAACCUUGCUCACCAGCAGUGCAGAAAUGCUGACCGUUUGGUAGCUGUUGGAAAGUAUGAAGAGGCCAUCUCCUGCCAUGGAAAAGCAGCAGAUUUUCUGACUGAGGCAAUGAAGACAACCGAGUGUGAGCAGGCUCGCUUGUCCAUGGAGCUGCAGAGGGACAGUCACAUUAAACAGCAGCGACUGAUCCAAGAACGCUGGAAGAGAGAAGCUCGGCGGGAGGCAACUAAGACACGACUUGGCCUAGCGCUUCCCGGGCCAGGGCUCAUUGCCAAAACUUCAUCCACAGGCAAGACCCAGCCCUUCGUCUCUCCAGGUCUCUUAGCUGCAGAGAUGGCAGGAAUUGGCGAGAGAGAGUACGACACCUUACUCUACCAGCUUCAGACUCGACAGACUGGAGGAAGCCAGAUGUUGACUCCAAUGUGUUCUGGCUCUAAAACCACUAAAGAUGACAAAACACGACUGGAAGAACAACAGACAACCAUCGAAAACUUGCGGCUCCUGGUUGAUGACCUGACAAACGAAAACCAGCGGCUGAGAGCCGAGAACAAACGGCUACAAUUGGAAAAUAUGCGGCUGCACUCGGAGGCAGCUGACUUUGUGGAGCGCUCUGAGCUCUGGGUACUCCCACAAGCAGGUGGUCCUGUGGGAACUGGAGUUGGACAAGCGGGAGGGAGCACACGGAAAGGAAAGGAGAUUGCAAUCCCUCAACUGCCACCACUGGAAAUGCCAGCUCAGGAAGAUCUGUGUCUGGAUGACCUGCCUCCACUGGAGCUGCCAGAGGAUAUCCGUGAACUGCAGGAACUGCUAGACAGGGAUAAACUGUGAUAAGACAGAUCUCUCACAUACAUGUGGUUCAACCAAUAUGGGUUUUGAUUUAAGAUGCCAAAAUACUACACACUGAAAGCUACGAGCUCAGACACAUGAGACCUCUGGUCAUGUUGAAGGUGGGCAGAUUCUCUGCACUACUAAGAGUCAGAACACCAGACAGUCCUUACAGAACAGGUGCAACCAACAAAAACAUCUGACAAGGGAGAGUAAGUGAUAACACUACUCCCAUUAAUACAAGGCAGAUAAAGGAACCGUUCACUCACAAAUAAUGCCCAAGAGAACGUCAGUGAGUUUGUAUGUCACCAUGGCUUACAGUGAGCUUUGUUUAGGGAAGGGGGAGGAAAAAAACAGACGUUGACAGGAAUAUGUUCUUACUUUAAGGUCCACUGAGCAGGUUUUUCCAAAGCUUUCAGGUUUGUCUUAGUCUUUUACAGUAUUGUCACAUUACCCAAAUCCCAUAUAGAGCAUUUGAUGACAGCUUUGUUCUCUCAACAAUAACAAAAGAGCAGAUUAUAAUGGUUCCCACAGAUUUAGACUUU